UCAGGACAAUGUGAAGAGCACUUCUUUUACCAAGCAACUGUAUGAGAGGAAAUUGGUUUCCAGUCAACACUCCACAUUGUCAGUGAUGUGGCUGACCAGAGAAGAAAAGCUCAUUUAAAACAGAGAGGAGAGUCACUCAGCUGGAUUUAUCAUGUCAGUAAAGCUCAAGAGGCUGAGCAGCAAAAAGAAAAAAUCUCCCAAGGACAAUGCCCAGACAGAGGUUUUAAAUAAGCUGGGUCUGGAGGCCUUCUGGACUACACCUCUGGACCCAGCAUCUAUGUUGGACAUCAGCACUUGGACUCUGGAGAACCAAGCCCCUCUAGAGCCUAAGGAUCUACCAAAUGCUUUCCUCCAGCGCCUUUGGUUGCUUAGCCCAGAUGCCCGGAGUCCUUGCUGCAAACCUUUGCAUGAUGUUCUAAACAAUGUCGACAAAUCACCCGAGGAGAUGAGUAGUGGUCUGGGAGAGGAAAGCCAGAGUGCCAUAAAUCCCCUUGAUCUAGUUACUGCUGUCUAUAUAUCUGCCAACACUUUCCUUCAGCAGGAGAUGACUAUGCGCAUGUUGCAGUGCCAGUUUGCUGUGCCACUGAUCCUUCCAAACAUUGAUCCAGAGGAACCUAGUAGCUUCCUUCUUUGGCCUUUGAGAGGUGCUGUGAGCCAGUGGAAGUCUCACUUUCCAGAUAAUGUGGAGGUCCAUGAGGGGGACUUGGCAAGUACAUACAUGCCAUUUGUUUCAUGUGUGAAGCUUGGUCACAUUUGUGUCUCUAAGUCACAGGUGCUGAACAAUGUUAUAAGUGGACUCAGAUCAUCCUAUGACACAUUUCUCCACAGGGGAAUGGAUGGAGGACAGCAGCCCCGUAGGCUCUCCAAUGGCCUGGUAGAGAUUGGAUGGUACCUACCCACUGGAGACACUGCCAGGGACAUUUUUCCUGUUCCUGUGGUCAUUUCUAACCUCCGUGGUGAUGCCAGCGCACAUGAGAAAAACCUCAGACUUCUAUGUCAAACCUCUUCAGCUGUGGUUGUUUUCUGUGGGAAUCUUAGGGAAAAAGAAAAACAACGUCUUGCUUCCUGCAAAGCUAUGGCAAGCAAGCUCAUAUUGAUUGACCUAUCAGACAAUGAGAAGAAUGAAAACAGAACUGUGGGGUUUGUUGGUCAGAACCUUGAAGAACACAUGGGCCUUCCUGGACAAACAGUGGUGCAAGGGCAAGAUUUGAGUGAGGAGGAACUGGCUAACCGGCUGUGUGAAACUCUAAAAGAUCUGUUACCAGAUGAGCUGCAACCUGUUACACUUGAGGCAGCAGCAAAAGUAGCAGAAGAGCUUGGCCUUAUUGUAGAUGAGGGGGCAGUCUGUAAAAAGGUCAUGCUCACAGUGGAGGAAGUAUUGAGAGGUUUAGAUGAGGGAUCUGCUCAGUUUAAGGAGAAACAGCUUCCUUUGCAGGGGCCUUUAUGGAGCAAACUUGCUGAAAUAGAAAAGAAGGAGAGUAAACAGAGAAAAGAAGGAAAAGAACUUGAUCCCCAACUAAAAAUUGAAAAGAAAGACAUCUUGGCAGAGUUGAGCAGCUACAAAAUGACCCCAGCAAUGAAGAUUUUCACUGAUGCGCUAUUCUCAACAGAUAAAGUAGAGAGGACUUAUUUCCUCAGUUGGAUGAGGCUGACGCUUCGCCUGAAGCAAAUUGAAAAACAAAGCAGUCCACAACAUCUAUUUCCAGACAUGCAUACAGAAAUGAAUGAUGGCAUGACAGAACAUUGUAAUGAGCUGCAAAAUGAAGUCAAUAAUAACGUAGAAGAUGAUGAUAGUUUCUGCACAGAUUCAACAUUUGAAGAGGAAAAAACCAAUGAGCUGCAAGUGCCUGAACAACACUUUGAGAUAGGCCAAGAACUAGAGCAUAUUCUGCAGGAGUCUACAGAAAAGACCACAGAACCACAGUCACAACAAAAAGAGCAUGAUGAUCCAGUCAUUAAGCAGAAGUUAUAUGUGACAUCUAAUGGAGAAGAGAUUCAAGGGGGAGAAAUUAUUGAAAACAACAACCAAAAUUCAGAUCCAGUGUUUAAGGAUCUAAACCAUCAUUUGGAGUCUGGAGAAAAUGAAACCUUAAGCUACCAAAGGAAGAAGCUCAGUGAACCAGAGCUGACACCAGACAAAUCUUAUUUGACCUCUUCUGCCGAACAACAAAUGUGUCAAGGUGUUUCCUUCGAAAAUCCACCAGCCUCAUGUUCACUGCCUUUUGAACCUGAUCCAUGCUGGCUGGGACUUGAGCACUUUUUGCGUGAGAUGGGCUUAAUUUUUGAGCUAACACACAUCAGUCCCAGGAGUGGGAGCCACAAUGUCUUGCGUCUUCCUAGCUUAGCUACAGACCUUCUUCUCUAUGGAGUUCCACUUGAACUAAUGGAUGGAGAUGCCUCAAACAUCCCUAUGUGCUGGCUGGGCUGUGUCUUUGCAGAGCUCAAACGCUGCCUACCUCAAGAACAGUGCAGGACCCGAGUGCUGACAAACCUUGGAGAAUCUCAUGGUAGGAAUGCUGAGGUUCUUUCUGCAUUAUUUGGGGUUAAAUUUCCUAAAGGAAGGAAAAGAUCCACCAGAGGGGUGUACAUGGUUGCCCUGCGUCUCCCUGAUAACCUCAGAAAGGACAUGGAGUGUGAUUUUCUGUUGUUGAUUGAUGUAGAGGGUCUCAGCUCAAUGUCUCUAGACAACAAAAGAAAUAUGCUGAUCCACGAUAAUGAGAUGGCCACUGUAGCAACAGGAUUAAGUGAUGUUUUAAUGCAGAACAUUUCCUCAUAUGCAGACGCUGAGUUUGAAAGCAACCUCACUGUCUUAGUCAGUGCUCUCCUACGCAUCAAAGAAUUUGGCUCAGUGCCCAUUUGCCAGCUCCUGACCCAGGAUGAAGAAAUAAACAGCAUAUUACAAGCUGCCCAGUUAAGGCGUGUAUCUGAUAUGCUUCAGACUAAAACUGAGGACAGAGGAACCAGCAAUGCUGAAAACCAUUAUGAAAAGAACACAACCUGCAUCACAUGUGUGAAAGGGCCUUGGAACAAGAUGUCCCUCUCUGAACCAGUUGAUAUCCAGUAUAGCAGCGCUGUGUUGAAGCUCAAGCAAAACCUGUUUGGGGCAUUGAAGAAGUGUUCAGCUAAGUCUGAAGUCACAUGUCUGUCUGAAUUUAUGAGCCAUUUGUAUGCUGUUUGGGAUGCAGUGAAAGCAGAAUCAUUCUCCAUUGGUCUGCAAAAUACUGACAUAGCUUUAGCAUUCUCCUUAUUGUGCACAGAGCUUUCCCAGUGGGAGCAAAGUUUCAUGGAACACAUGGAAAGCUGGUUUAGGGAGGCAACAAAGAAUAUCAUUGCAACAAAGACAAAAGCUUUGGAUGCUGCCGUCCAAAAUGUCCUUCUGAGCAAACUGAAGGAUGAAGCCAGAGAGGAAGUCAAAACAGAGGUGGACAAACUCAAGUCAAAAGUAGAGUCCUACUUGAUGAACAACAAUAUUCUCAAAAUCAACAUAUUCAGGGAAAUCUUAAUGAGCAAUAUGGAUGACCUCCAGGGAAGAGUAACUAAAGACAUAAUACAAAGGCUGGGGACAGUCAACGAAAGCCAUUGUUCUUCAACACAGUUGGAAAAGUUUGAGACCUUACUGAGAGAAGAACAGGAAUCACAGCUACAGGCACUGGUGGAGAACAGCAAGUUAACCAAAGUUCUCCUUAAAGAUACAGAACUCGAAGAGGUGUAUGAGGGUGUGUGGAAUAAGACAAUGUCCAACUUUGACUUCAGGCCUUCAGAAACCGAUGAUAUUACUGCAAGAGUGACAAAUAUUCUGAAAGAGAAUCUAAUCAGCCGUGGUCUCCAGAAACACAUGAAAAAACUUGAAGUCAUCACUCAAAAAUGUACAUCUAGCUUCCAAGUUUAUGAUGAGCACUUUGGAUACCGCAGCCGAUUGAAGCACAUGUUUGAAGACAAUAACCGACUGCAGAGGUUAGAAGCUCAUCAGGUAGCAUGCAAUAUCGUGGAAGAAUUUAAUCAGUUUGUAGAAAAUAAAUGUAGCUUACCAGCAGAUUUCUCUGAUAGCUACAUCACAAAAGUGUUAGAAAAUGUUGAAAAGGCUCUAAAAGAAAAACCAAUGGAAAUCAGAACAGCUUUUGAAGUGGAUCUGAAAGUUUAUCUCUGCUGCACUGCAUGCCAAGAAUUCCAAAAACUACAUGACCGCUUUGCUAAGGACAGUGAGCUUUUAAAAUGUAUUACAGCGGCCAAGAGUAUGUACCAGGCAGAGUUUAUCUACCAGUUCAGGAAGAGAGACCAGUGCCAAAGGAUGGCUCAAGCAUUUACCUCAAUGGUCAUCAAACCUACAGUGUUGGACUUCAUCUACAGACCACUGGGGACACAUAUUGUAAAAGAAAUCCAAGGUAAAGCCCAGCAGUAUCAGUCUCCACGUGCCUUCCACCAAAGCUUGCUGGAGGAGCUGAUAAAGGAGGACUGCUUUGAAAGCUUCCUUGAAUAUUUGCUUACCUAUGACAACUUCAGAGUGAGGAAGAUCCAGGAGACAGUGAUGGCUCACCUCUUUGAAUCAACCAACUUGGAUAAAUGGAGGCAACAGCGACUUGGAGAAAUUGUCGGAAAGAUUGCGGCAGCAGUGAGCCUAACGGCAGAAGGUACCAAUGGAGUACUGAGUGAUUCAAAGCCACUGUUGGAGAGAGUGUGCCUCAAUUUAGAGAGAGAUGGAGAUGUGGAGGUUCCCAGGGCCUUUCUGGAUGGACCUCUCUUCAGUAUCACCACGGAAUGGGAUCGUUUUGUCACAUGUCUAAUGGAGUUACUGGCUGCAUUGCGGUUGGACCUAGCCCAGGAGUUCUCCCAAAGUGUGGAGAUCACCAAAUUUCUUCAGUGCCUUCCAACUCAACCCCAAGACUCCAUCUUGAAGAGAGUGAGAGGGUGUGACCAUCAAUGUCCUCUCUGCAGAGCACCCUGUGAGCUGGAAGAGAUGGGGCACGAGGUUCACAAGGCUCUGCUCCACAGGCCGAAAGGCAUGUUGCCCCAUGACUCAGGUUCUUUGUCCUGUGCGGAUUUCCCUGAAAGCAUCACAGAAAGCCAGAGCAAUGACACAAACACCAUGUCUGUGGCAUGCAGAGGCCUGCAUUCCCUCUACCCAAACUGGAGCAGCAUCCCCGAGGAUCCAAACAGGCAGAUGCCCAGUGCUUACUGGAGGUAUGUGCUGUCGAGGUUCAAUGAGAGGUUUGCAGAGGAAUAUGAGCAGGAGCCCGGCGACAUCCCUGAGGAAUGGAAGAAGAUCACUAAGGAGGAGGCAUUAUGCAGUCUGAAGGACGCCUUCCUCACUGGACACGGCUGAUAUAGGGACCGCCCAGUGCUGCUGCCAUCUCUGUUAUCAUACAUGUGACACUGUGUUGAUAAUGUUCAUAUUUUAUCUGGGUUAUAAGUGUUUAUAUCUAACAAGGAUGUUGAUGAUAGUAGUAAUAGUGGACAGAAAGGAAAUCAAAUCCAUUCAUUCCAAACAAUGAUAAUGAUAAUGUGUUUUUUGUUAUUUGCCUUUUUUUUUUUACAUAUUUUUUUAUGUGAUAGUUCUCUGUAAAGUGUGCCUUUAAAUAUGUUGUGAAUUGUGACUCCUUUUUAUCUAACCUUCCACCACUGCUUCAUGAUCUGAAAAUAUGAAAAAAUUAAAAUAUAAGAAAUUGUAUUUUAAGAUAUCACAAUGCAUCCAAAGCCAACCAAUGACAAAAAAAACUGUGAUGUGUGAUGUAACGGUUUGUCUUUUAAGCCUUUCAUCUAAAAAGGAAUAUGAAUGUAUUACAAUGUGGAGCAGGACAACAAUGUCAAAUACCUCAGAAUCAAUACAUCAAAAACUGUGUCUCAUGUAAUUCUCACUAUUUAACCAGCAAUGUUUUACUGUAUGCCAAUUACUCUUGUUUGGAAAUUACUAAAUACAGUUUAACUGUUAGUUGAAGUUUUAUUGGCAGACAUGGGUUGUGUUUGAGUUUAUGACACUGCAUUUUAACAACAAAGAUGUGACAAUAUUUAAUUGAAACAUAAAUGAUUAAAAGAAUUGUCAAAGUAUUAAAAUACAAAAGAACAGAAAA
This is a messenger RNA of Plectropomus leopardus (leopard coralgrouper), 6065 nucleotides long. It is a transcript of the gene gvin1l2, whose product is annotated as GTPase, very large interferon inducible 1-like 2. Lineage: Eukaryota; Metazoa; Chordata; Actinopteri; Perciformes; Serranidae. Gene Ontology annotation, molecular function: GTP binding. The record is from RefSeq and is a predicted model, not a curated record.